Penicillium olsonii is the source of this 1527-nucleotide messenger RNA. Lineage: Eukaryota; Fungi; Ascomycota; Eurotiomycetes; Eurotiales; Aspergillaceae. The record is from the annotation of a GenBank genome assembly.
AUGCUACACCUGACUAAGGGAAGUGGCUAUAUAGCCCGGAAGCCGUCUGGAAAUGAUUUGAUGCUCUGGCUGUCUGCUGUCUGCAUUGAAAGAAUGCGCUCUCUCUUCCUUCUAGCUGUUACCCCACUCGCCUCUGCCCUGGUUGUUCCAGGCGAGGACCUGGUGGGCAUUUGGUCUCGGGAGCAGUUCAUUGCUGAUCAAAAUGAAGCUGAUAUAGUUCCAGAGGAACACUGGUCCCCUGAUAAUGAGUUUAAAGAGUGUCCAUGGGAUACCCAAGGUCCGAAAGCUUGGCCUGGAGAAUGCCACCACAGACAUGGAGACUGGCCCGGAGAUGAGCGACCCGGAUGGGGACGAUGGCCGGGAGCAGGCGAGCAUGACAGACACGGUAGAUAUGGAGAAUGGCCCGGCGAAGGUCCCCCAAGAGACGAAUGGCCUGGCAUCGACUAUCCCCACGGAUGGCCACACAGCGACAGAGACCAUCCACCGUAUCCCGACCAUCACAGGCAUAGCGAAUGGCCCAACGACAGGGACGACAUCCCCUGCCACGGUCCCAGACACGAAUCCCCACACCAUGGAAACCCAUGCCCAGGCCCGCGAUGUCUCAAAGACCUCACAAUCUGGGAAGUCAUCCAGCAAAACGAGCAAACAGCCCACCUAGCCGAAAUGCUAUCCAACGACAAAGACCUCAUCUCCCUCCUUAGCAAGGACGAAAACCACACCAUCUUCGCACCGACAAACCACGCCCUAUUCCACCUAGAGCUACCCGCAGAUGCUGUAUCCAACUUCUUGCGCUACCACAUCGUCCCAGGCCGAUUCCACCUCCACGACCUAGCAUUGCACCAGACUCUCCCGACAAAUCUGACAGAGGAGUCAUUAGGGAUGCUUCCCCAGCGACUGAUCAUAGACCGAGUCCAUGAAGCAAUCCUUAACCGAAGGAGUAUGGUCCUGCGCGCAGAUCUGACGACCAAGAAUGGCGUAAUUCAUAUUAUCGAUGGACCUCUAUACCCACCACUGGAAACGCGAAUGAUUAUUCCAGAGGAGAGUAUUUUCGCACGAGCGCUGGCGCAGACGCAGCUGGGUCAGUACUUGGACCCGGCGAAUCGGACGGGAGGGACGACGUUCUUGCCGACGGAUGGGGCAUUUAGGCGGCUUGGGCGGCUGGCGAAUGAGUUCCUUUUCUCGAAGGAGGGGGCGGAUUGUUUGCGGGCUUUGGUGGAGUAUCAUAUCGUUGUGAAUCAGACGCUGUAUCCGGAUGUGGUGUAUGCGGAUGGCAAGGUGACAGAGCUUGGCUCUGGGCAUGCGGUUGUCGAUAUGAAGACUGUUGGGGGGAAGGAGGUUCGUGUUGAUAUCGAGAGGGGGAUGCGGGUGAAUGGGUUUGGGAGGGUUGUUGCGGAUUUAGUGGCGAAGGAAGGGUCGAUUUUGAUGCUGGAGAGGGUGUUGAUUCCACCAAAGGUCAGCAAUAAGAGGGUGAGCAAGAAUGGCGGGGAGUCGACAGGGCUGGAAUGUGUUCGUGAGCAUGAGCUUUGA